AUGGAAGAAAGCCUGAUCGGCGGACUGACGGCCCGCGGCAAGGGGAAGGCGCCGGCCCCGCCGCCGCCUCCGCCGAACCGUGAGGAGGAGAACGGCGGUGGGCACCGCCGCGGGCAGAGGAGGCGUAUCUGGCCGCGUGGCCGUCGCGCGGUCGUAGCUCUCGUCGCGAUGGUCGCGGCGGCCGUCUACUUUCUCCUCGCUGACGCCGUCGCCGAGCCGCCACCGGCCGCCUGGUUGCUCGUGGCGUAUCUUAUCUGGAUCAUCGGGCUGAAUAUGCUGGUUUCGUUGAUGAACUCACGCGGGUAA
Molecule: messenger RNA, 306 nt
Organism: Miscanthus lutarioriparius
Lineage: Eukaryota; Viridiplantae; Streptophyta; Magnoliopsida; Poales; Poaceae
Source: the annotation of a GenBank genome assembly